UUUUCCUUCCUCAGGUCAAAGCUCAUGGAGGGAAAGGAUACGUUGAGCACGGAGAACACCUCCCUGCCCAUGAAUGUUUCAGCUGGGCUAAACGACUCUUCUCCGGUGUCAGAAUAUAGCGAUGCAGAGGUGGUCUUAAUUAGCAUCUUAAUGGGGCUUCUGGUUCUAGGCAUCGUCUUCGGCAAUGUGCUGGUCAUCAGCGCCAUUGUACGAUUUCAACGUUUGCAGACGGGCACCAACUACUUCAUCAGCUCCCUUGCCUGCGCCGACCUGGUCAUGGGCCUCAUGGUGGUGCCCUUCGGCGCAUGCUACAUCCUUCUCAACACGUGGCACUUCGGAAACUUCUUCUGCGAGUUUUGGACGGCUACGGAUGUGUUGUGCGUGACCGCUAGCAUCGAGACGUUGUGCGUGAUCGCCCUGGACCGGUACGUUGCGAUCAUGUGGCCUCUACGUUAUCAGUCGAUGCUUACGAAGCGGAAGGCCUGCGGGAUAGUCCUAGGGGUGUGGGCAGUGGCCGCCCUGAUCUCUUUCCUGCCCAUCCACAUGGAGUGGUGGGUGUCCGACGACCCUGAUGCGUUGAGCUGCUUGGAGAACCCAAACUGCUGCGACUUCAACACCAACGCCGCCUACGCCGUGACCUCCUCCAUCAUCUCCUUCUACAUCCCGCUGGUCAUCAUGGUAUUUGUGUACAGCCGGGUCUUCCAGGAGGCCCGUAGGCAGCUUCAGAAAAUCGAUCGCAUUGAGGGACACAUACGCACACAGAGCUUCAGCACCCAGGAGGGGAAUGAGAUGAAGAACCGGAGGACCAAGUUCGGCAUGAAGGACCACAAAGCUCUGAAGACCUUGGGGAUCAUCAUGGGAACAUUCACCCUCUGCUGGCUGCCGUUUUUCGUGCUUAACGUGGUGGCGGCCAUCUGGAAGAUGGACAACAUCAUGUUGCCUUUCAGGAUCUUGAACUGGAUCGGCUACGCCAACUCCGCCUUCAACCCCCUGAUCUACUGCAGGAGUCCUGAGUUCAGAUGCGCCUUUCAGGAGAUCCUGUGCCGUAGAACUUCUCACCUACCUUCCACAAGGAAUAACAAGGGAUAUAUCUACAGCGGCCACAGCUGGCAAGUCCACACGAAGACCACCAGACAACGAGAGCCCUCGCCAGCUUGCGAAACAGAAAUGGGUGCUAACAGUUUGACUGCGGGCAACACAAACACAAAUGGGAAUUGUAAUAAAGCUGUGACGUCCAAUAUUUAGCCAAUUUUGAACGUUUGAAUAUUCCCUGGAGCACUUGAGAGAUUUCUGCAACCGCUUUUGUCUGUGACAAAACAUGGUUUUUAGAUGUUUAAGUCUUUGAACCAUGAAGGUUUUGCCCAUAC
Molecule: messenger RNA, 1367 nt
Organism: Rhinichthys klamathensis goyatoka
Lineage: Eukaryota; Metazoa; Chordata; Actinopteri; Cypriniformes; Leuciscidae
Gene: adrb2b
Product: adrenoceptor beta 2, surface b
Exons: 1
Coding region: 25-1245 (406 amino acids)
Biological process (GO): negative regulation of smooth muscle contraction; norepinephrine-epinephrine-mediated vasodilation involved in regulation of systemic arterial blood pressure; adenylate cyclase-activating adrenergic receptor signaling pathway
Cellular component (GO): membrane
Molecular function (GO): beta2-adrenergic receptor activity; norepinephrine binding
Source: RefSeq, a predicted model, not a curated record